AUGAACAACUUCAGGCGGUCUCGGGUAGACGCAGGUUGGUUCUCGGUCGGUCUCGCCUCCUCAUUUCCCGAUCUCGGCUCCGACGACGGCAACCUAUCAGAUCUUCGCUUCUGCAACACCGACCUGAAGCCGGGAUGCAAGGUGUUCCACGCGCCGAAAGCGACCGGCUCAGUGCAGCAGAGUACGGAAGUGGACAUCUCGCCUGAUGCGUUUGAGAGUGCCGAGAUGGAGGGCGACUUGAAGGACCAGGUGAUGGUGUUCCGGUUCAAGGGGAAGUUUCACGCGAUUGAUCAUCACUGGAGUAACCUGUCCGAAGCACAGCUGGUCCUUUGA
This is a messenger RNA of Colletotrichum chrysophilum, 333 nucleotides long. RefSeq lists its product as uncharacterized. The transcript has 2 exons. NCBI's taxonomy places the organism in Eukaryota, Fungi, Ascomycota, Sordariomycetes, Glomerellales, Glomerellaceae. The record is from RefSeq and is a predicted model, not a curated record. The coding region runs from base 1 to 333 and encodes 110 amino acids.